AUGUUUCGUGUCAACCAUCGUCAAGUACUCAUAUCCUUUUGGUCCUCGCCAAUCAAGCUACGCCAUUAUUCUAGCAAAAGUUUACUAAAUACAAACCAAAGCGACCCACAGCUCAAUUUCCGUAAUUUUGUCGAAGUGCUUCGCAAAGAUGGAGAUAUUGCCGAUAUUCGUGAAGAAGUUGAUCCCGAUCUCGAAGUCGGAGCGAUUGUGAGAAGAGUCAGCGAGACCAACGCUAAAGCGCCGCUUUUCCACAAUGUCAAAGGCGCUCGAGAUGGCUUGUGGAAGAUGUUCGGAAACGCUGCCAGCCUUCGAAAGGACGACAAGUUCAGAUACGGUCGAAUCGCACGUAGUCUCGGUCUGCCUCCCGACUCGAGCUGGAAGGAUAUUCUUACAAAGAUGCGACUUGCUACACAUCGAGAUCCUUUGCCUCCAAAUAUUCUUUCGACGGGCCCAUGCAAACAAAACAAGAUUUUUGGGGAUGACAUAGACCUGACGGGUCUACCAGUUCCGUUACUGCAUCAAGGCGAUGGCGGCAAAUAUCUUCAAACCUGGGGAGUGCAUGUUUUGGAGACGCCGGAUAAAUCAUGGACGAACUGGUCUAUUUUUCGAGGUAUGGUUCAUGAUAAGAGACGUUUGGCAUGCCUCGUCAUUCCUGGGCAACACAACUCCAUGAUCCGGGAUCAGUGGCUGAAACAGGGCAAAGAUGAAAUCCCGUGGGCUCUAGCCCUUGGGGCUCCACCAGCAGCAAGCAUUGCUGCGUCGAUUCCUCUACCACCUGGUGUUUCAGAGGGAGAAUACGUGAGCGCCCUGACUGGGAAGCCACUUGACAUGGUGAAAUGCGAACUGAGUGAUCUUCUUGUUCCUGCAAACAGCGAGAUCAUCAUUGAAGGCACAUUUUCUCUCAAGGAUAAGGCUCUCGAGGGCCCGUUUGAGGACUACAUUGGUAUGCAUUUUGAGGGUGAAGCAGGAAAUCAGCCCCUCUUUACUAUUAAUGCCAUUACCCAUAGGGACCAUGCCAUUUUGCCAGUUUCUGUACCCGGCCGACUAACAGAUGAAUCGCACACAACGGCUUCAAUGGCAUCAGUUCAGCUUUUAGAAGAAUUGCAAGAACAUAAUCUUCCCAUCAAAGAUGCAGUCGCGCCUCUGGAAACCCUUGCAACAUGGUGCAUACUACAGGUUGACAAUGGAAAGCUGGCCGAGAUGAAGACGAACCCCGAUGAACUCUGCAGAAAGAUUGGCGACAUAGCCUUCAAGGCUAAAGCAACCAUGUUAAUUAACCGCAUUUUGUUGAUCGGAGAUGAUGUAAACAUCCACAACUGGGGCGAUGUCAUAUGGGCAUACACGUCGCGUUGCCGACCAGGUAUUGACGAAUAUGUGUUUGACGAGGUGAUGGGUCUUGCUCUGACUCCCUAUCGGAAAUAUGGUCGUGGAAGUUCUGUAAAAGGAGGCAAAAUGGUAUCCAAUUGCCUUUUAGCUAUGGAAUACGAUGGAAACAGAAUCUUUAGGGGUGUGGAUUUUCGUUCUUCAUAUCCCCGGGAGCUUCAGGAAAAGGUCGAAGGAAGGUGGGCGCAAAUGGGAUUUGAUUAA
This is a messenger RNA of Fusarium redolens, 1587 nucleotides long. Its product is annotated as 3-octaprenyl-4-hydroxybenzoate carboxy-lyase-domain-containing protein. The record is from RefSeq and is a predicted model, not a curated record. Gene Ontology annotation, molecular function: carboxy-lyase activity. Gene Ontology annotation, biological process: ferulate metabolic process; cinnamic acid catabolic process. NCBI's taxonomy places the organism in Eukaryota, Fungi, Ascomycota, Sordariomycetes, Hypocreales, Nectriaceae. The coding region runs from base 1 to 1587 and encodes 528 amino acids. Gene Ontology annotation, cellular component: cytoplasm. The transcript is spliced from 2 exons.